Messenger RNA from Platichthys flesus (European flounder), 3636 nucleotides. It is a transcript of the gene lrrc32, whose product is annotated as leucine rich repeat containing 32. Bases 182 to 2191 code for a protein of 669 amino acids. Lineage: Eukaryota; Metazoa; Chordata; Actinopteri; Pleuronectiformes; Pleuronectidae. The record is from RefSeq and is a predicted model, not a curated record. The transcript has 3 exons. Gene Ontology annotation, molecular function: protein binding.
CGAGCGAUGCAGGAUAUUCUCACAGGAUGUGAUGGCUGGACAGAGCGAUGAGGAGGGAAGGGUGAGCUGAGGGGAGCUGCUGGACUGAGCUUCUCCUGCUAUCGAUCUCUACGUGUGUGUCUGUGUGUCUGUGUGUGUGUGUCGGUGUGUUUGUGUGUGUGAGUGACGAUGUGAGGUCAGGAUGCUCAGGAGGUUGUGCAGAGUUUGUCAUCAACUGAGAGUGAGCACCAUGGUCGUCCUCCAGCUGCUCGUCCCGCUGCUGGUCAGCUGCGUGGUGGCGUCCGCUGGUCCGCCCCGACACCUCCCUCCCUGCCAAGUUGUCCAGAUGGACGUGCUGUGCAGCGACCGGAGCCUCAGAAGUGCACCGGUCGACCUUCCUCCCGGCGUCCACCUGCUGGACCUUUCCCGUAACCAGGUGCAGAACCUCAGCCGGGAAACUCUGGCAUACCACACCGGCUUCUAUCACCUGAACCUGCACGCCAACAAGAUCCACUUCAUCCAGCCGGGUCUCUUCAAGGACAUGACGGAGCUGAAGGUUCUGGAUCUGUCCAAGAAUCAUCUGAAUGUCUUCGCUCUUUCCGAAACCAGCAUCGGGUGUCUCACGGCUGUGGAGUCGCUGGAUCUUUCGGCCAACGGGCUGUACACGGGCAUGUCGGACUACUUCCUGGACGAUUCUCCGUCCCUGGCGAACCUUUCUCUGAACAGCAACAGCAUCACGAAAAUAGCACAAAAUACCUUCAGUGGAUCUUUGUCCUUGGAGAAAAUCAGCCUCCACAAUAACGUGAUCCUGGAGAUCGAGGACGGAGCGUUUGACUCGUUGCGUCAUCUGACCGAUCUCGAUUUGUCCAAGAAUUCCAUCACGUGCAUCACGGACUUUAAUCUCUACAAUUUGAAAGCGCUCAAUCUGAGCAUGAACAGCGUGGAGCAUUUCCACAGCGCCAGCUCCAAUCAGCUGUUCAACCUUUUAAAUCUCGACCUGAGUGAAAACAAAAUGCUUUACUUUCCAUUCCUCCCCAGAACCAACAUGCUUCAGUUUCUGGACAUUUCCCGCAACCACAUCCAGAGCGUCAACGUCUCGGGGAGUCCUGAGAAAACGGCAAAUGUCUUUUUAACGCAACUUCAAUACCUGGACAUGAGUUACAACCGACUCAAAUCCAUACCGGAGUCAUUUUUCUGCUUCAUGAGAUCACUCGAGGUCCUGAAUAUCAGCAAUAACUGUAUCAGCUCAUUUUCUAUAACUGCAGAAGGUCUUCUACCGACUGUGAAGAUUAUAAAUCUCAGCUUUAAUUCCCUGCAGAGUCUGACAUUGGAGGAAAACACUCUGCAAUCGCUGGAAACACUUUUCCUACAAGGGAAUGACAUCACCACCCUGAACUAUCACGUAUUCCAAAAACUUCCAAGUAUCAAAUACCUGCAUCUCCAACAGAACAAUCUGAAAAUCUGUGACUCUGAGCCAAGUCCGUCCGAACCAGAGCCAACGGACCAGAACCAGCUGGAUCCUCCCGACUGUGUUUCCUUGUCCUCUGUUCGCAGCUUGCACUUCCUGUACCUCUCGGAAAACAAUCUGCAGUAUCUGCCUGCAAACGCUUUUGCCAACACCCCUCUGAGGUUGCUGGACUUGUCCCUGAACCCGGGCCUGGACAUGGACAAAGACUCCCUCUGUGGUCUGGAGCACUCGCUGGUUCACCUCCUCCUGAGGGAAAACUACAUUUCCAGUCUCGACACAGAUCUGUCCCUGCUGCAGAGUCUCAAACACGUAGACCUGUCCACCAACCAGUUGACGUCCCUGCCCGUGUGGAACAAAGAGUCCUCCAUCGAGUCCUUAAACCUGCAGAACAACAACCUGGUCACUCUGGAGAGCAGCACCAUGGUCGCUCUGGAGCACUCACUAAAAACCCUCUACAUGGGCUCCAACCCCCUGAGCUGCUGCAGCAACCUCGACUUCCUCAACAUGGUCCAGCGCUCGGCCGUGGUCGUCCCCGACAUCGAGACCGUGACCUGUGUCCACGAGGACUUUUCAGAGCCGGUCAACAUCGAGAGGCUGACCGAGGGGAUGUGCCCGGCAUCGGGCAAAACGACGUACAUCGUUGUCGGGGUGCUGGCGUUGUUGGUCGUGAUGAUCGCGGUGGCACUUCUCCUUCAAUGGAGCCGCUCGAGGAAAAGAAAGCGCAUCAUAAGAUUUAGAGCGUAAAACAUGAAGGAACAAAGCGGGACCUAGAAGAAAGACAACCAGACACAAGUUGGACACAUGAGCCUCGUGUCUGUGGCGUCUCCCAAUAGACAAGUUGAAGACUUGACAUGGGUUCAACCAUUUCAGGAUUUGGGCAACGUUGAAAUAGGUGAAUUGGGUAAAACCCACAAUCAUUCACUGAUGGGCUGAAACACUUUGUGCCUUGAUAUCCUGAGAAAACUGUCAAAUGAAGAUUAUUAAAUCCAGAACCUCUUUUUUGGAAGAUAUGUUCACUUUGACUUUCUGAAGAGAAGUUUGGACUUUUUGGAUCAACUUCUAAAUGUCAGAGUUUCUUAGAACCACGUCUUUGUUGUAAAUUUGAUGCUACAACUAGAUGCAAGUUGGCAUUGCUUAGCAUAUGAGAUUAGUAACGGGGAUACAGUUAAACUGGCUAACUUCCACCGCACCUCAAACUCAUGACAUCCAUUUUUAAAUACAACAGAAGCUUUGGUUUUUAGAGGAGGUCUCUUGAAAACUAUCCGAGGCUCGUCGGGGAAAUAUUUCCGAUGUUUUUAGAAAAAGACGUAUUAAAUAAUGAGCUUUAAAAGUCGAGUAAACUACGAGGAUUUUGUGACCUGAGAACCAAACCAGCUAAACUGACUGUUCCCCUGUUUCCAGUCCGUGUUGCUACUGUACUGAAUGAUGAUAUUUAGCUUAAAGCUAAAACUAAAGUAAACAACACUAUGAAACAAAAAUCCUCUUUAUUGUUGGAUGAUGUCGAUGAAGAAGUUUUAUUUUUAUUUUCAAACCCGUCCAAGCCGUCCUUCAACUUUCAUGUAGUUUGCACUUUAUAUAUUUUUUCUACUUGUGUGACGUGUAUCUUGUUUUAUUACAAACGACACUAAGAAAUGAAUAUGACUAGAAGUCCAAGCGGAGCAUAUGUUGAAAUUAUUUAUUUUUUUAGUGUUUUCUGAACUGAUCCUAGGUCUGUGAUGCUCCUCAAUGAUUCUUUUGACAUUUAAAUAUUAACUACAGGUUCAAAGCUGCCACAAACACUGAAAUAUCAAAAAACUGUGAUACUCUGAAGUACAAUAUAAUACUGUCAUGAAUAAAAGAAUGAAUAUAAACAGUCACACUGGGAUCCACAGUUUCAUAUGUGCUUUGUAACUGUGCUAACGACAUUUUCUACAUUUCAACAUUGUGUGAGAAAUUUGGACAAAGUGUGUGUGUUGCCUGGUUUCCUUUCAAAAGAUAUUCAUUAUUGUAAUAUUGUGGAAAUAUUGUACUUUCUUGGUUUGAGUGAAACCAACUUCGUGUCUGUAAGAUGAAUCUGUAGCGACUCGCCUCGCUCCAUCCGAAGGAAACAAAAUCCUCAUUAAGUCACUAAUUAGCACAUUGAACUGUUUGAUGGAGGAUUGUGAGGAAAGAAUUCAAUGAAUGAAAUUAAACUGAAUGUACUUUUCUAA